UCUGCACUGUUCGUUCUACGUUCUCAUUGAUUUGGUGUCUUCUAUGUUCAUUCUAGAUCUUAUAAUAACUCCAUUUUUUGACAUUUGAGUACCCAAAUAUUAUCUCUGCAGGAGAUUUAAAAGACAAAUCAAUAUGGUAGAUCGGUGUUCGAUCAAGAACGAUAUCACUCAAUAUAUUUUUGCGCAUUUUGUGAAGUUGAUAGGUAACACACCAAUGGUGUAUUUGAAUAAAAUUGUGGACGGUUGUGUGGCUCGUAUCGCUGCCAAGCUCGAGAUGAUGGAGCCUUGCUCUAGCAUCAAAGACAGAAUCGCGUAUAGUAUGAUCAAAGACGCUGAAGAGAAAGGAUUGAUUACUCCCGGAAAGAGUACAUUGAUUGAGGCAACGGGAGGUAACACCGGGAUUGGUUUAGCUAGCAUCGGGGCAUCAAGAGGGUAUAAAGUGAUACUUUUGAUGCCUUCAACGAUGAGCUUAGAGAGGAGAAUCAUCUUGAGAGCAUUAGGAGCAGAGGUUCAUCUCACUGAUAUGAACACAGGAAUUAAAGGACAGUUGGAGAAAGCUGAAGAUAUAUUAAGCAAAACUCCUGGUGGUUACAUACCACACCAGUUUAUAAAUCCGGAAAACCCCGAGAUACAUUAUAGAACCACUGGUCCGGAGAUUUGGAAUGAUUCAGCGGGGAAAGUAGAUAUCUUGGUCGCGGGUGUUGGAACUGGUGGAACCGUUAGUGGAACAGGGAAGUUCCUCAAGGAGAAGAAUAGAAACAUUAAGGUUUGUGCGGUAGAACCAGCAGAAAGUGCAGUACUCAGCGGAGGAAGACCAGGUCCACAUUUGAUCCAAGGAAUUGGCUCUGGUGAAAUUCCAACCAAUUUGGACUUAACCGUCGUUGAUGAAAUCAUUCAAGUGACGGGUGAGGAGGCCAUUGAAACAGCCAAGCUUCUUGCUAUCAAAGAAGGAUUGUUGGUUGGAAUAUCUUCUGGAGCCUCAGCAGCGGCUGCCUUAAAGGUUGCAAAGAGGUCAGAAAACAAAGGGAAACUUAUUGUGGUGAUUUUUCCUAGUGGAGGAGAACGUUAUUUAUCGACUGAAUUGUUCGAGUCAGUCAGAUAUAAAGCAGAGAACUUGCCAGUUCAAUGAGUAGUAUCGUAGGACUCUGAGAUGUUGGUACCAAGAUCACAGUUUGAUUAUUGUAAAGACUUACAUAUCUUCCAUGAUGAUCAAUUAUGAGUUGUUCAUUAAGUAUUUUUCGAUACAAUCCGCCCGGUCUAAAUUUAG
Molecule: messenger RNA, 1267 nt
Organism: Capsella rubella
Lineage: Eukaryota; Viridiplantae; Streptophyta; Magnoliopsida; Brassicales; Brassicaceae
Product: bifunctional cystathionine gamma-lyase/cysteine synthase
Exons: 9
Coding region: 134-1129 (331 amino acids)
Cellular component (GO): cytoplasm
Molecular function (GO): cysteine synthase activity
Source: RefSeq, a predicted model, not a curated record